GUCCCAUUAUCGAUGAGCAACGGGAAGCUGCCUUUUCCGUCAGGGGAAGGUGCUCUUUGCAUAAUCAGAGGAACAUCUCCCCGAGGUGACCACGGACACGUGGUAGUGGGUGCAAUUUCAGCAGACGGUCGCAGUAUUGACCUGAUUCAUGAUCCUUUUCCAAACGGACCUGAGCCAAUGCUGUCAACUUCGGUUGAUCCGAUCUGGGCUGCCUUCUAUGUACCUCUACCUGAGUAA
This is a messenger RNA of Sphaeroforma arctica JP610, 237 nucleotides long. RefSeq lists its product as hypothetical. The transcript has a single exon. The annotation marks the transcript as partial. Lineage: Eukaryota; Ichthyosporea; Ichthyophonida. The record is from RefSeq and is a predicted model, not a curated record.